AAAACGCUUCCGGGUGAGAGUAGGAAGAGGCCUCCGCUGAUUGGUGGGCGUUCAAUUUGCUACAUUGCAUCGACCAAUAGAUGAGCCUAGAGAUUGUUUCACAGUCCAAUCGGAGUCAUUGGAACGUUGAACUGGAUGGGAUUGCGCGCCCUGAAACUGACAAGGGAGCAGGCUUGACAAUGAACCUGUUGCCCAAGUGCUCAAAGGAGUUCAAUUCUGCUGAAUAUUGGGAAACAUUCUUCAAGAAACGGGGUGGAAAUGCCUUCGAGUGGUAUGGGACCUACGUGGAUCAUUGCGCUGUGCUGCACAAGUAUAUUAAGCGUAACGAUAAGGUGCUGGUGGUGGGCUGUGGCAACUCUGAGCUGAGCGAGCAGAUGUAUGACGUGGGCUACCAGAGCAUCACCAAUAUCGACAUCAGCCCAGCCGUGAUCAGCCACAUGAAGGAACGCAACCGGGCCCGCCGGCCGGCCAUGGCCUUCGCCAAGAUGGACGUGGGGCAGAUGGAGUUUGCCGACUCCCAGUUCCAGGUGGUGCUGGACAAGGGCACCCUGGAUGCCAUCAUGACGGACGAGAGCGAGGGAACGCUGCGCAAAGUGGAGGAGAUGUUCGGGGAGAUCGGGCGGGUCCUGCGUCUGGGCGGGCGGUUCCUGUGCAUCUCACUGGCCCAGGAGCACAUCGCCAGGAAGGCGGUGAGAUACUUCAGCCAGCAGGGCUGGCCCGUCAGGGUCCACGCGGUGGGAGAGCGGGCCGAGGCCGGCGGCGGGCAGUUCGUGAUGUUCACCUUCGUCUUCACCAAGUUCAAGAAGCUCCCCGGAGGCGGGCAGGGGAUCCUGGAGAUGUGCGGGGAAGGCGGAGACCAGGAGAAGCCUCUCCGGCUGGAGAGCGUGGAGCAGCUGCUGGAGGCGGUGAAAGAGCGGCAGCGUUACGCCCUCCUCCGAAACCAUCUGACCAAGGGCUCCAGCGGCGGCGAGAGCCUGUCCCUCACCCUCUGCGAUCGGCAGUCGGGCAAACCUCGCUACUCCAUCUACGUUGUUGAUCAGCCCUCCAUCAAGCCCGCACGUGCAAACAACUUCGCCAUCUUCAUAGUUCCGCAGGGCAGAGAGGCCGAGUGGAUCUUUGGGACGGAUGAGGGUCGCAAACAGCUCGGCAGAAGCGCUGACUUCAAGCGUCUGCUGGUGGUGUCUCUCCACCGUGACCAACACUACCAGAGCAUGGAAGCCAUUCAGUCCGAGCUAUCGGGGAAGGUGAUGGAGUUGGCUCCUUCUGGACUUCCACCAGGUCAACAGGUCCCGUUUCUUUCUGUCGGCGGCGAUAUAGGGGUCCGCAAAGUCCAGCAUCGUGGCGUGAGUGACGCCAGUGGCGAGUACGUCAUUGAAGACGUCAAGGGAGAAGACGGCAACUACUAUCGGCACCUGGUGUUCCUCAGCAACGUCAAUGUGGUGCAGUCGGAGAGUAAACUAUUGCACCCUGCCUCCAAGUCAGGUAAUUCAACACAAAAAAAGAAAAAGAAAGACAAGAGGAAAGGGCGCUUAUGCUCGGAAGUUGAGAAAACUCCGAGUUCAAUGCCUGGACAAGUUAUUGACAAAAGCUACCUCUGCUGCGAUCACCAUCGAGUCAUGAUUGCUGGCCUGGUCUUUCUCCGUAGAAAAGGUGGUUUUCAUGCCGAUGCCGGGAUCUCCCUGCUGGUGGUGGGCCUUGGCGGAGGGAGCCUCCCAUUGUUCAUCCACGACUACUUCUCCCAAUCGACCGUCGACACCGUUGAGAUCGACCCUGAGGUAGUGGAGGUGGCCACCAAGUGGUUUGAAUUUACCCAGGACGAUCGGAUGCGGGUGAUUGUGGCUGAUGGCUUGCACUAUAUACGUACCCUUGCAGACAGUGGGAGUGGCUCCUAUGAUGUUGUCAUGUUUGAUGUGGACAGUAAGGACACAACCCUCGGAAUGAGUUGUCCACCACCAGCUUUUCUAGAGCAGGCAUUUCUCCAGAAAGUACGAAGUCUUUUGGCUCCUCAAGGCCUCUUUGUUCUAAAUCUGGUGUGCAGAGAUCGUGCACUGAGAGAGAAGGCAGUGGAGGUCAUCAAAUUGGUCUUCCCUCUUGUUUGCCUGCAGAAGAUCGAAGGCGAGGUAAAUGAAAUUUUGUACUGCCAAUUGUCCACGGAGCUGAAAGCUGUUUCUAAAGACCUCCUGGAGGCUGGUCAGAUAUUGGAGGAUGAUCUAAAGAAAACUGGCAAACACUGGGACCAAACCUAUAGACUCGCAGAGAUGUUGGAGAAGGUUACAAUCGUGUGACAAUUUCUGGAUCACUGGAUUAAGAUACACAUGAAAAGAUUUAUAUUUAUUAUUUCUAUUGUUUUUUAUUGUCGAUAAAUUCUGGACUUGGAAGCCUUCAAAUUUCCUGCACCAUUCGUAAACCUCUCUGAAUAUGUAUGCUCCUGGUACAUUAUCUGCUGCUCAAAUUGUGUUUAAACAACAAAGUAUAUCUCGUAGGUAUACAAAAAUACUGGAGAAACUCAGCGGGUGCAGCAGCAUCUAUGGAGCGAAGGAAAUAG
This is a messenger RNA of Amblyraja radiata (thorny skate), 2545 nucleotides long. It is a transcript of the gene mettl13, whose product is annotated as methyltransferase 13, eEF1A lysine and N-terminal methyltransferase. NCBI's taxonomy places the organism in Eukaryota, Metazoa, Chordata, Chondrichthyes, Rajiformes, Rajidae. The transcript is spliced from 9 exons. The record is from RefSeq and is a predicted model, not a curated record. The coding region runs from base 81 to 2285 and encodes 734 amino acids.